Molecule: messenger RNA, 1278 nt
Organism: Scheffersomyces coipomensis
Lineage: Eukaryota; Fungi; Ascomycota; Pichiomycetes; Serinales; Debaryomycetaceae
Gene: PTC7
Product: type 2C protein phosphatase
Exons: 2
Coding region: 166-1278 (370 amino acids)
Biological process (GO): protein dephosphorylation
Molecular function (GO): protein serine/threonine phosphatase activity
Source: RefSeq, a predicted model, not a curated record
GCUUAGUUCAAUAUUUUUUUUUUUCAAUUUUCGAACUAAUUUUUUUUUUUGGUUGUUGAUAAUUUUGAUUGGAUAGAACCAGGACUGUAUAUAACAACAGUGAUAUAUUAAUUUAGACAGACAGACAAACAGAAAAAGUUCAAACUAUGAAGAACAUUGGGGUAAAUGGUUAAUAUAAGACGAUUUCAUAUUGUUAUUGUUUGCUUUUUAAUAGUUAUCGUAUCAAUGCUGUUGUCAUAUAUAGCAAAGAGAAGUAGUAUACCAAUUGGUCGUACUUUUGGUCCUAGAACAGCUUUAAGAACUACUAGAUCAUUUAGUUUUUCAUCAACUUCAGCUAAAUCAACUUCUAAUUCUGCUAGUACUUCAACUUCAUCAGCAGCUGCAUCUAACUAUGACAAUUCAAUCCAUACUUUAAAGAAUUAUGAUGUAGCUGUGGCUUAUCAACCUAAAGAUCGUGAAGAAUCAAAUUUAUUUAAAAAGAAGCAUAAUAAACCAAGUCCAGCUCUACAAUCACCAAGUGGAGAAGAUAACCUUUUUGUGUCUAAACAAUUCGAAGAUGGAUAUAUCACAUUGGGAGUAGCUGAUGGAGUUGGUGGUUGGUCAGAAGCAGGUUAUGAUUCAUCAGCUAUAUCAAGAGAAUUAUGUGCCUCAAUGAAAUUGAAAUUUGAAUCCUUGAAUGAUAGAAGUCAAAUAACUCCUAAACAAUUGUUAUCCCUUGCAUUUGAUGAUAUAUCAACUUCUCCAAAAGUGGAGAUUGGUGGUACUACGGCAUGUUUCGGUAUAAUUUCACCUGAUAAAACUUUAAAAGUAGCGAAUUUAGGUGAUUCAUGGUGUGGAUUAUUUAGAAAUUAUCAAUUAAUAAAUGAAACCAAAUUCCAAACUCAUAAUUUCAAUACUCCAUAUCAAUUAGCAAAGAUUCCUCCUCAAAUAAUAAAACAAGCAGAAUUAGAAGGUAGAAGAUAUAUAAUAGAUUCACCAGCUGUAGCUGAUGAAUAUACUUGGGAUUUGAAAAGUGAUGAUAUUAUAAUGUUUGCCACUGAUGGUGUCACUGACAAUAUUAUUCCUAAAGAUAUAGAACUCUUUUUAAAAGAUCAAAUAGAAGGUAAGAAGAAUAAUCUUGAUACCAUUGCAAAAACAUUUGUUAAGGAAGUAGUUAAAGUAUCCAAAGAUCCUAAUUUCCCAAGUGCUUUCGCACAAGAAUUAUCAAGAUUAACAGGUCAGAAAUACUUGGGUGGUAAAGCUGAUGAUAUAACGAUAGUAUUAGUUAAAGUGCAGUAG